Messenger RNA from Sinocyclocheilus rhinocerous, 3400 nucleotides. RefSeq names its product excitatory amino acid transporter 1-like. The transcript has 10 exons. Gene Ontology annotation, molecular function: neutral L-amino acid transmembrane transporter activity; glutamate:sodium symporter activity; L-glutamate transmembrane transporter activity. The record is from RefSeq and is a predicted model, not a curated record. Gene Ontology annotation, biological process: L-aspartate import across plasma membrane; D-aspartate import across plasma membrane; L-glutamate import across plasma membrane. The coding region runs from base 297 to 1910 and encodes 537 amino acids. Lineage: Eukaryota; Metazoa; Chordata; Actinopteri; Cypriniformes; Cyprinidae. Gene Ontology annotation, cellular component: plasma membrane.
AUCAAGCAAGAACCCUCCUGCCAUUCCAUCAUUCAUGUACUGUACCACCACUGGGCCCCCCUUUGAAGUGUCUUGAGCAUCUCCUAUUUGGAGUUAUUUAGCUCCUCCCCUUCUGAGAUCCUGAGCAUCAGGAGCUUCUUACUGGUGGAAGGUUAUUCAAUUCCCAGCACAGACUGGCUAACUCUGAUCACUCAGGGCAUCUCUCAGCACAAGAGCUCACUGGAAGCAGGGUCUCUUUUGGGUCACCGGUUCAGCCCAGCUAGUUUGAUCGGAGUGUGUUGAGUGACACCGCCAGCAUGACCAAAAGCACUGGGGAGAAGCCGCGGUCGCGCAAUCGCGUGCAGCAGAUCCGAGAGGGAAUUCACCUGCGUUCCCUAAAGGCGAGGAAGAAAGUGGAGGACAUCACUAAAGAUGACGUGAAGAGCUUUCUGAGAAGAAAUGCUUUUGUGCUCCUCACCAUUGGAGCUGUGGUCUUUGGUAUCAUGCUGGGUUUUGUUUUGAGGCCAUAUAAAAUGUCAUACAGAGAAGUGAAGUAUUUCUCCUUUCCUGGUGAGCUAUUGAUGCGUAUGCUGCAGAUGCUAGUGCUUCCACUUCUAGUCUCAAGUUUGAUUACAGGCAUGGCAGCAUUGGACCGUCGCGCCUCUGGAAAGAUGGGCAUGCGUGCAGUCAUAUACUAUAUGACCACCACUUUCAUCGCAGUGUUCAUCGGCAUCAUUAUGGUUCUGAUUAUCCACCCGGGCAAAGGCUCAAAGGAUGAAUUCACUAAACAGCAGAAGAUCGAGCAGGUCAGCCCAGCCGAUGCCUUCCUCGACCUCAUCAGAAACAUGUUUCCUCCUAAUCUGGUUCAGGCCUGCACUCAACAGUUUAAGACCCAAUAUGGCAAGAGGGUCAUUCACGUGAAGAUGAUCGUAAACGAUUCGAUAUUCAACCUAACUAACGUCACCCAGGAGAUUGCCCAAGAGGAAGUGAUCCCUCUCCCGGGCACCACCAACGGGGUUAAUGCCCUCGGGCUGGUGGUGUUUUCAAUGUGCUUCGGCUUGAUCAUUGGGAAUAUGAAGGAACAGGGACAGGCUCUCAGAGACUUCUUCGACUCCCUCAACGAGGCCAUCAUGCGACUUGUUGCUAUUAUUAUGUGGUAUGCACCUAUUGGUAUCCUCUUUCUGAUUGCUGGAAAAAUCGUGGAGAUGGAUGACAUCACUGAAAUGGGCGGUCAGCUCGGCAUGUAUACGAUUACAGUGAUAAUCGGCCUCAUGAUACACGGCAUGAUCAUUCUGCCGACUUUGUACUUCGUCAUCACGCGGAAGAACCCCUUCAUCUUCAUCAUGGGUUUGCUGCAGGCCCUCAUCACGGCUCUUGGUACCUCUUCCAGCUCAGCCACUCUUCCGGUUACAUUCAAAUGCCUUGAGGAGAAUAACAAAGUCGACAAACGCGUGACUCGAUUCGUGCUGCCUGUUGGAGCCACAAUCAACAUGGAUGGAACAGCGCUGUAUGAAGCCCUGGCAGCCAUCUUUAUCGCCCAGGUUAACAACAUGGAUAUGAACUUUGGGCAGAUCAUAACCAUUAGCAUCACAGCGACUGCUGCAAGUAUCGGGGCGGCCGGAAUCCCUCAGGCUGGUCUGGUCACCAUGGUGAUUGUGCUGACCUCUGUCGGACUCCCAACCGAUGACAUCACCCUCAUCAUUGCAGUUGAUUGGUUCCUUGAUCGACUUCGCACAACAACUAACGUCCUGGGAGAUUCUAUAGGAGCUGGAAUCAUAGAGUUCCUGUCCAAAGAUGAGCUUCAGAACGCCGAUGUGGAGUUGGGGAGCUCAGUGCUGGAGGAGAAUGAAGUGAAGAAACCUUAUCAGAUGAUCCCUCAGGAGAACGAAUAUGAGAAUGAGAAACCACCAGACAGUGAGACCAAGAUGUAGAGGAUGCAUAAUCAACCCCCAACCAAGGAUUUUGUGUGUGUUUGCGUUUGUAUAUGUACAGUGGCCCUAAAAAUAUAUGAACACUUAAGAUGCACUUAAAAAUAUAAGAAGUUCAUUGCUUUUUAAUGAGAAAAUAUCAAACUAAAUGGCAUUUAUUUCAAAGAAAUAUAGUAUAAGCAUGGUAUUUAAGCAUUUGGACACUUUCUGGUUGUCAAACUUAGAAUAAUGUUCAUAAUUAUGGAUAUGAACUACACUUAACUUCAUGCAUUCACAAAAAUGACUAAAAAAGUGAAGUCAGUUUUGAGAAAAGCCCCAAGUUGCUGCUUGGUUUGAUAUUUAGCGAUCUAUGCAAUAAAAUUCAUAAGUUUUUGAAGUGUUUAUUAAGUGUCCAAAUAUUUUAGGGGGCGUUGUAUAUGUAUAUUUAGUUUUGUUUUUGAAUAUUUCUUUUUCAAACUUCUUUUGACCUUUUACUGUAAUUUGGUUCUUGUGCUUUUGUCUCCUGUCUGCAGGUCAUACCGAUUGUUAAAUUGAUUUGGCAGGAGAGUUUUACCUUGACAAAAAUAUAUAAUAAUCAUUUUUUGUAUUGCUUUUUCAUUAUUUUAAUAAUUAGCUGAAAUGUGAAUCUAUGUGGAAGGCAUUGGUAUGUUGUGACCAGCGUUUGUUACAUGCGCUAUAAUACAAGCAGCAAGAUUUAAACCUUAAGAGUGUCAAAAUGAACAGGGUCAUGACUGUACACAGAACUGAUUUUUAAGCAGAAAUGAAUGUCAGUAAAUUAUUCAUUUGAUGAACAGACAGAAGUUCAUUACACUUUGUUUAAUGAACAAGUUGAGUAUGACAUGGGCAGGAUUCCAAGAUUAAAUACUGUUGGGCUCUGUGUAUAAAGUGAUCAUCUAAAAAUGGAGUAUAAAAUAUGUCAAACUGUAAAUAUCAAGAGAAAAUUAUGUUUAGCUUUGAAAGCUGCUUUACACAUCUUUAUGUAUGAGAAGACUGAGUGUUUCAGCAGCUAUUACAGCAGAUAUUUGAGUUUUCUCAGCAGCUCCGCACAACUAAUCCUAACUGAACACACACAUACUUAUGCGUUUAUGAGAUUUUUUUAUUCUGCUGUAGUUCAUCCACUGACCCUUUUUAUUGCCAUUUGCUAACAUUAACGAUAAAUAGAAAUAUGUAGCUGCUACUGAUUAUUGUAGGAAAUUGGACUGAAUGUUUACAGUCCUACGGUUGCAAUGACAUACAGAACUGAGUCAUUCUGAAAACUGUAAAUCUUUUGAAAACAUGCUAUAGACACAGGUUGGACUCACAUGUACUCAGCUGGAAACUGUGAUCUUUUAUUUGUUUGCCUUUAAAAAAAAAUGCUUAGUUUUUUUCAUGUUGCUGUAUAUUUCCUGUCAAGUCCAUAAAAAGUAAAAUGGGUGAUUAGAACUAUAGAAUAAAGAGCAUACGGAUGUUGUGUGUUAAAUAUAGUUUUGAAUAAAAUGGAGAGUGGCGAUGCA